GUUAACUCCUCCUCCAUAAAUUUAAAUUCUCCGCCUGACCGCAAUAAAUCCUCCCUUUAAAACCAUGGAAACUAUCAACGAGCCAAGAAUUUUAUACAGAGAGUUCUUUCUGGAAACAGCUUUUCAGAGAGCUCACAACAGCUGGAAGCACCAGACAGCGCAAUUAAGCCCAAUGCAGUUUAAUUCAGAUUGGGAAGAAACCCUAAAUGACAUCGACGAGCUGAUACAGUCUGAGCUAGGAUGCUCACUGUCAGUCCUUUCUCCGUAUGAUGCAGCGCAUCUUUCAAACAAGAUUGAAUCGCGAGAAAGUUAUACGCCAUUUAAGACCAAGACGAGCUCGAGCGACCCCUCGAAAUGGAAUCUCUCAGGCAAUAUGAAUAAGAUCGUUCAUGCUCCUCAGAAGUCCACUGCAGCCAAGGCUACUGGACAUGUGAACAACAACAAUGAGGACAUUGUGGAAGUGCAAAUUUUGGAUCUCAGGGAUGUUUAUGAAAAGAAAACUAAGAAAGGACCCAACGGCCUGGAAUAUCGCCUUGAAAACCCAAAAGUAAUGGUAAAGGUGCACGCCGACCUGGAAAUCACUGAAGUAUGUGCAUUUGUAAAGAGGUGCGCCAGAGCUGCCAUGAGAACCCACGACAAUAGAGGUGCUGUUAAACUUACAGUCAGUAUUUUGGAAAAGGAGAAGAAGCGACAAGUCAUUUCUGUAGAUCUCGGUUCAGUCUACAAGAACCAAGAUGGAGACAAUUUUUAUUGGUUGGAGAAGGCAGAUGUCACUGAACGGAACAAAUGGGAAGUAACUCUUAAGAUAGAUUUAGUUUCUGGACUGACAGCAAGAGUGACAUCCCGACCAUUUCGAGUAACGACGAAAGUGAACUACAAGAGAAACAUCCAAGAUUAUUCCAGCGUGGGUAAAGUGCAAAACCUGAUUUGCAAUGUUAUGAGAUCAAACCAGACUUCGUCAGACAAUGAUCAUGUUAAUGAUGAUGUAUUCCUUGAAAGCAAUGAAAUGGAAAAGAAUCAUUUCAGGCAAAUGCAAGACACAAGAGCAAUGGCGGAUGAUAACGACGAUAAUCUGUUGACUCACAAUCUAUUGUGUUUUAAACUCGAUGAAACAGAUGACUGGUGGUCGAUAGCUUCUUCGAACAAUGUGAAUGACUCAAGCUCAGUGCUAAGCCCUCUAGCACAUGAAAGAAUAAUUCUGCAACCAAACACAAUUCUACAGAGACCCACGCUUGCAUCAUAUUUCGGUCAGAAAUCAGAGAUCAGUUGCAUUGUGGAACAACCUGAGCUUAGUGGUUUGCUAAAGCUGGUGAGAAAGCGAACUACUGGAGAGAGUGUAACCAGUAAACAAGAAAAGAAAACCAGGAGGAAGAAGUCUUUACUCGAUGCAAACUACGCAUGGGCUUGUGGAUACUGUUUUUUCGAACGUCGCAAGAAAUCAACAAUUAGGGCGCAUUUGAUCCAAGGAGUUUGUCAAAGAUCAAGAUUAUAUAGACGAAAGUCAAAGAAACGCCGUUCCUUUUCAGCAAGAGGGCGUCUUUUAAGUAAUGGCUUGGAAAAUUCUGACCUCGAAAAACACAAAGGGCGGUCAAAAUCAUGGUAAGGGAAGCGUAUAAAACCUCUGAAAUAUGAACUUCUGGAUAAAAAUGUAAAUCAUGAUACUUGUCUACUAUAGCAAUAAUAACAACAACGGGCUUAAUGCGGAAGCUUGUGUAUGAUUCACCACAAGUCACUAGGGUUAUUCCAGAGAUAUAUGAACCAAAACGUGUUGUACGUUUGAAUCCGGUCUUGCAGGUUGAAAGCCAGUCGUUUGUUAUUUUGCAGAAUGCAUGGUACAUAAUGGUUAAGUUCGUCAAGUAGGAUAGCAUGACAUACUGAAUCAAAAGUAUCCUUUAAGCACUAUAUAAAAACACACCACAAUAAAUAAGACAUUUGUCUAUAUUUCUCUGAAUGGUAUUUUCUAUGCAAACACUUCCAUGUUGAGUUGAGUGUUUUCCUCGAGGCCCAUACUGAGAACGUUAAGUAUAUCCUCAUUAUUGAUAAAGUACAGUA
Molecule: messenger RNA, 2052 nt
Organism: Pocillopora verrucosa
Lineage: Eukaryota; Metazoa; Cnidaria; Anthozoa; Scleractinia; Pocilloporidae
Source: RefSeq, a predicted model, not a curated record